GGGAGGAAUCUGGUGGUCUGCAUCGAUGGGACAUCGAACCAGUUCGGCGAAAAGAACACGAACGUUAUCGAGCUAUACCAUCUCCUCGAGAAAGACAACACCCAAGUCACGUUCUACAACAGUGGGAUCGGCACGUACGCAAGGCCGUCGUUCAGGUCGUGGACCUUUUACAAGCAGGUCCUCGGACACAAGGUCGACCUCGCGAUCGCGUGGAACUUCGAGAAGACUGUGCUGAGCGCAUACCAGUGGCUCUCCGAGAGGUAUCAUACAGGCGACAGGAUUUUUCUCUUCGGUAAGGAACUUGAGCAGCCUUUCGAUUCUCGUGGAGCGUACCAAGUUCGCUGCCUUUCAGCGAUGAUCGAGACGGUCGGACUCAUUCACGAAGGUAAUGCCGCGCAAAUCCCAUUCGCCUUCGAGCUCUACGCCGAUACAGGAAAGUCCGAUAACGCAAGAGAAAUGGCCAAGCGGUUCAAGGACACGUUCGGGAGAGCGAUAAGCGUCCACUUCGUAGGGGCAUGGGAUACCGUAUCGUCUAUUGGUAUCUUCCGGGACAAAACUCUGCCGGGAACGACUUCGGGUAUGAAGCAUGUUUGCUUCUUCCGUCACGCCCUCGCCCUAGACGAGCGACGAGUCAAGUUCCUUCCAGAGUACGCAUACGAGGGAAGCGCUGCUCCUGACCAGCACAGACAGACCGAUGCCGAGUCCUCAGUGGAUGGCAACAUGCACCACGACUUGGUACCGCAAACGAAAGAGGUCUGGUUCGCGGGCACUCACUCUGACAUUCAGCCUCCUUUGAGAUGGAUGUCAUAUGAAGCUAGUGCUGCUGGCUUACGCCUGCUCCCGGUCAGCACGGCUUGGGAAAUCAAAGCGAACUUGGCAGUUCAUGAGUCACUCACGACAGUCUGGUGGCUGUUUGAAGCGCUUCCUUGGAAACGACUGACGUAUCGCAAUGAACACGGUCAGACUAAUAGACCUCAUCUCGGAGCAGGUCGUCAUAUUCGUCUGGGCCAAAAGAUUCAUAGCUCUGUCCUU
Messenger RNA from Stereum hirsutum FP-91666 SS1, 1032 nucleotides. RefSeq lists its product as uncharacterized. The record is from RefSeq and is a predicted model, not a curated record. NCBI's taxonomy places the organism in Eukaryota, Fungi, Basidiomycota, Agaricomycetes, Russulales, Stereaceae. The transcript is spliced from 10 exons. The annotation marks the transcript as partial.